Molecule: messenger RNA, 3750 nt
Organism: Bombyx mori (domestic silkworm)
Lineage: Eukaryota; Metazoa; Arthropoda; Insecta; Lepidoptera; Bombycidae
Product: 3-oxoacyl-[acyl-carrier-protein] reductase FabG
Exons: 1
Coding region: 1-750 (249 amino acids)
Source: RefSeq, a predicted model, not a curated record
AUGAGCUACGUAGGUAAAGUGGUGUUGGUUACUGGAGGCAGCGCUGGAAUAGGUGCUGAAAUAGCUGUACAUUUCGCUAGAGAAGGCGCCGACGUGGCUAUAGUUGGGAGAAAUGCUGAAAAUCUUCAUAAAGUUGCAGCCCGAUGCGCGAAAGUAGGCAAACUAGCUUUCGUAAUAAAAGCAGAUCUUUCACAGGAUGAAGACGUGAGAUUUAUUGUGAAGAAGACCGUGGAACAUUGCGACCGAUUGGAUAUCCUUGUUAAUAACGCAGCGAUACUGAAAUCGUCAUCCAUAUUUACUGAGGACUUAAUGGAAGCAAUUGAUGAUAUAUUCAAGGUGAAUCUACGUGCAGUUAUACAACUUACUCAAUUGGCUGUACCACACCUGACAAAGACCAAAGGAAACAUAAUCAACAUAUCAAGCAUAUUGGCUACAUCUACGCUAUCAUGUCCACAGUUUUUACCAUACAGCGUAAUGAAGGCUGGUUUAGAGCACUUUACCAGAUUUUCAGCAUUAGAACUUGCCCCAUCCGGGAUAAGAGUAAACGCCGUAUGUCCCGGACCGGUGAAAACGGAGAUUUUGAACAACGCGGGAAUCGAGCGACCCUGUGAGAAAUGGGAGAAACUAAGUCCCUUGAAAAGGAUCGCACAACCUGAAGAUGUAGCAGAAGUUGUUUUGUUCCUAGCGAAUGCUAAAAGCGUUACCGGUUCCUAUUAUGUUAUAGAUAAUGGACUUAAGAUCAGCUUUUAACCUUGAAUUGAUAUUUAAACAUAUUUCUAUCGAGAUCAGUACAGAAUUGAUUAAUAUUGUACAACGAUCAUACUAUUCCAAUAACAAUAUAUUUUUGGUCUGAGGUGAGGUGCAAAAUCUAAUUUAUUUUUCAUUUAAAUUGAUUUUUAAUAGUAAAAUCUGCAAGAGGUGAAAUUAUUUAAUCGUUCAAACUUUAUUUUUUUUGUAAAUUUAUAGUUAAUUUCCUUUAGAAGGGCCAGUUAAUUCUACUACUUGUAUACACACAAGCAAAACUAUAGUGUUAAAUCCUUCUGAGAAGUUAAAUUUCCUUUGGUUUAUAUACAUAUUACUGUUAAAAUGGUAAUAGAAAUAUAAUGGGUAAUACAAUUAAACUAUAUCACAUAUAUACGUAUUUUAUAUAAUCAAUACGUUACUUUAUAAUAUGCCCGACGAUCUUUGAAGAAGACAAAACGAAGGAAUGGAUUAUAGUAAUAGUAUUAGAGGUUAAAGUAUAAAAUUGCCGAUUUGUACUAAAAAAUUUAAAUUCGUUUUUUUUUUCAUUGAACAUAUUUAUUUAAUCAAAAUAUCUGCCAUUAUUAUCUAUACAUUGCUGCUGUCUAAUAUGAAGGUCAUUUAUGCCUUUACGAUAGAACUCUGGUGAUCUAGAUAUUACAAGCUGUGUGAAAGCAUUUUGUACUACCUCCUGUGAAGAAAACUUUUUAUCACGUAGAAAAUUGUCCAAACCACGAAAAAAUUGGUAGUCCGUCGGAGCAAGGUCUGGCGAAUACGGAGGGUGACGAAUGGUUUCUAAUUGCAGUUCCUGUAGAGUUAAAACGGUUUCUCGUGCCGUAUGAGGUACCUAUUGUGUUAUCAUGGCGCAAUAAUGGUGAAGAUCGAUUCAUGAGUCGGGGCUGUUUCCCUGCAAAUGUUGCUAUCAUUGUUCAGAUUUCGGCAUAGUAGACAUCUGCCGUUAAUGCUUGACCAGAUCGGAGACAGCUAUAGUGAAUAACACCAUGCUGAGAUCACCAAAAAGUUACCAUUACCUCUUUAUUGGAAAGCUUUGCUUUAGGACACUGUUGCGGCGUUUGACCUGGGGUCAGGCAUUGCGUUUUUCGCUUACAGUUAUCGCAAAGAAUCCAUUUUCAUCACAAGUCACAAUUCGAUCAUUCAUUCUGUAUCGAUUCAGCAAGGCAACACAAGUUUCAACUCGCGUUUCUUUCUGCAGAUCAGUCAAUUCAUGAGGCACCCAUUUUUCAUAUUUUUUUAUUCUAUUGAUUUGACGCAAAUGAGUCAAUAUUGUUGGUAAGGUAUAACGUUAAACCAUGCUACUAAGUGCAGACUCACAAGUGGUCCUACCACCAGUAAGGUUAGGGGAGUGACAUAUUCUACCUUUUAUCCCAAAAAAGAAUUUCAUUCCCACGAGAAAUUACAUUGACAUUUCUCGUUGACCACGUUGGCGUAGCCGCGGAUAACAGCUAAUUACAACUAUAAAUCUGCACGAUGAUUAGCGCGAGGAUUGAUCACAUCCAGGACGUACAGCAUCUUGUCCUCUAUUACAUAAUCUCUAUCUAUAUAGUGAAGGUAACGGUUCUCUUGGUGUUAAGUUGUUACUGAAGCCCAUAUGCAAUAGAACGUGAAUCCUUUCAUCCUUCAAACAGGGCUGCUUCGUGACAAAAUGGGAAGGCCAUUGCUUACCUAUAAACUUGAGCUGUCAACUAACGCCUAGACGAGUCCGUCGGCCGGGCGUCCUUGGAGAGCUGUACGUCUGAUUGUGUCGUCAUCAACCCAUAUCCCUCCACUGCUAGAUGUAGACCUCUCCAUUGUCCGCCACAAUUUAGUGUAGUAUCAUUUAGUGGGCCGGGCCCUAAAUUUUAGUUCUGAUAAAAACUAGUGGUAGGAGGUUUGUGAGUCCGCACGGGUAGAUACCACCACCUUAUCUAUUUCUGUCGUGAAGCAGUUCGGUUUGACGGGCGGGGCGGCCGUUGUACUGUAAAAACUGAGACCUUAGAACUUAUGUCUCGAGGUUGAUGGCGGUGGACGCAGUAGAAGGUUGGGCCCCCGGCCCAUAAAAAGGACGUAUGAUUGUAAUUAUUUGUUUAUUACGAUUAUAAUAUUAUACAUUUUCAGCGCAACAUCAGUGAGACAUUUCUGUAAAGAUAACGAUAGUCUAUAGUGAAUUUCAACAGAAUUAGUAUUUUUCUUUAAAUUUAAUAUCUAAAUUUCUUCUUUUCGUUGCUCAUAAUAGUAAUCAUGGAUAAGGCGGAGUAAAUUUUAUUAGCUUUAUUGUGUCGGUAAUAUUAUCUCUGCUCUUCUAGUUUGUUAGUUAGUUAGUAAUUGUUAUUUAGUUCACAUCAUCACACCAGCCAGUACUCGCAGGCAUGCUCAGCUACCAAUUCACGAGUACAACACGGACUAAAAUAUUUAAUUUCAUAAAAAUAUGUAUUGCGGUUUCAGAACUGUGCUCAAUUAUCUGAUUAACUACGUUUUUAGGGUUCUGUGAAGGUCACAUAUAGAUUACGAAACGUUUGAUUGCAAAAUUGAUAAGAUAGAUUAUUAAUUCAAUAGUAAUCCAUUAUCCGUUAUAUAAUUCGAGCCGGUUAUACUUUUCGCUUUCUCGCUGGCCAAAAAUAAGAUCAAAUCUGCCACUUCUUCUUUCUUGCCGACUUUCUUAAGGGGAAGUUGUCCUGGAUAAUUUUGUAGUGCUUCUGGAAUUCCAGCUGAUUCGAAAAUAUCUGUUUCCACAGGGCCAGGGCUCACUGUGUUAGCUCGGACGCCAUGAGCAGCAAGUACUAAAGCUAUGUCGUAAUAAUAAGGGGUUUCUUGCCCAAUUUAGAACAUUCCUCUUCGACUUCUUUGAGUUUUUCUUCAUUUCUUCCCACAAUUACUACAUCAGCCCCUUCUUUAGCGAACAAUAUCGCUGUGGCUGCUCCUAUUCCUCUACUGGCUCCGGUGAUUAAUACCACUUUAUUGUAGAAACUCAUUUUACGGACGUUCACUAUGUUUCACAACCAAACACUUACU